Molecule: messenger RNA, 1645 nt
Organism: Danio rerio (zebrafish)
Lineage: Eukaryota; Metazoa; Chordata; Actinopteri; Cypriniformes; Danionidae
Source: RefSeq, a predicted model, not a curated record
AAAUAAUGUUUUGCUGAGAUGGCCAGUCAAUUCUAGAUAACAUUAAUUAUUUUGUAUAUAAAGAUGGCAUUUUGAGUUACAAUUACGCAAUAACACCAUCACGCAAAGUAAUUUGUAAAUAAGAACCUAUUUAUUGUGCAUCGGGAUGUAAUGUUUUAAUAGCCUAUAAUAUAAUACACUGCGGCUUAUAGAAUAGAGACACAGCAACAUUUAGCAACUUUUUAAGCAGGCUUUAGCUACCUUUUAUUGAAAAUAGUUGGCAACACUGUUUAGGAUGGUUAACAAUUCUGAUCUCAACUGUAUAUAGGCCUACAAUCACUCUGCCAAAAACGAAUUGAGCCUUUGAUGUUCGUCCCCAUCUGGCCACAUUCAACAAGAGUAACGUGCGCGUCAUGUUUCUGAUAACACCCUUUCAAAUUUGCUUGUAUAUAUAUCUUUUAAUUGGCGGUCUGGCUGAUGGCUGACUGCAAACAGGCCUUUAUCUGUUUUUAGCUGCUUUGCAUCAUCAGUGGACUGUAAACCCUACGUUUGGACAUCGCUGGCAUGGCGGGAAUCAGUGCAGACAAGUCCUCUGUCAAAGCGCUCGUUAAACACAAGUCACCGCGAAGAACCGCGCAGAUACUUAACUUUCAAUCUGUCCGUUCGGGAUUUAGAGUCACGGCCGAACAGCUGGUGUCUGAAUGUGGCUUUUCAGACUGAUCUGGAAACGGUUACGCUGUGAACGGCAAUAAUGUUAACAGUUACCGUGAACUGUACUCAGACCGGUGUGAGGGCUCGGCGGUGUCGUGUGCGCUGUGGUUGUGAAUUCACUGAUUAGAUGGAUGUAGAUGUCAGCGCUGAGACCUUGGAGUUAAGAUAUCAGAUAUUAUCAUUCUCAUACCAGGCGUGUUAUUCUGCCUGUGUUUUCCUCUCAGAGUUGAAAGAUGCAGAGGAUCCGCUUCCAUCAUUCCCCGACCUUGAGCAGCGCCUGCAGCCAGUGCUACCGUGUCGCUCUUUGAAGGAGUCUAUAGAAGUGUAUAAAGACCACUGCAAGAUGGCCAAUGAGUUCAACCAAGUCAAACAUGAAAUCGCCAGGCUGGAAGACAGAAAAAAAGAGCUCAUGGCGGAGCUGCUAGAGGAUGAAAAGGCAUCAAUGGAGUUUGCACGAUAUGAAGAGGAAUAUCGGAUACUCACAGAAGAGAACCAGAACUUGAUAACGGUGCACAGUGAACGAGCGCAGCAGCUCGAGACGCUCCGAGUGAUCAGUCAGAAGAGGCAGGGCUCCUCGUGACUCUUGACAUUGAUGAAAAGAUCUGUCACCUCAUGGCUUUUCUUCAGUGUACUGAAACAACAACAAAACUGAUCUUGAAUCAGUGCGCUUCAACUGAAACACUUAAUAAAUGUAUAUUUAAGCUAACGUGGGUCGUUUCAGAGCCCAACUUGAUCUGAGGUGUCGCCUCAGUCUGAUAUACAGUAUUGGUAUUCUGAAUACAGUAUAUACAGCUUGUUCUUUGUGUGUGUUUAAAGGGUGUGUUUGUUGACAAAUGUGCUUGUACAGAUGGAGCUGUGUCUGUGUUAUAUCAUGUAAAAUGCUCUGCUGUGAAGGAGCGGUCCUCAGCGAGAGAUAUUACUGUCUGUCAGUUGCAUUAAAAAGGAAUUAAACCUC